Messenger RNA from Penicillium bovifimosum, 2529 nucleotides. RefSeq names its product transcription factor atrR (gene atrR). The transcript is spliced from 8 exons. Lineage: Eukaryota; Fungi; Ascomycota; Eurotiomycetes; Eurotiales; Aspergillaceae. Gene Ontology annotation, molecular function: zinc ion binding; DNA binding; DNA-binding transcription factor activity, RNA polymerase II-specific. Bases 1 to 2529 code for a protein of 842 amino acids. The record is from RefSeq and is a predicted model, not a curated record. Gene Ontology annotation, biological process: DNA-templated transcription; regulation of DNA-templated transcription.
AUGGACGGCUUGGGGGACGGCGACGGCUUAGGCUUUGAUCCGCCCACGAUGAUGAACCAAACCCCACAACUCUACGGCUAUGAUAACCCUCAAAUGCAAGCGGGAUCUAUGUACGAUGAUUCGUCAAUGGGCGCCGGGGACGAGACCAACGAUGCGAAGCGGCGGAGGAUCGCAAGGGCGUGCGAUAUGUGCCGGAAGAAGAAGAUCAAAUGCGAUGGUAAAAUGCCGAAAUGUUCACAUUGCAUCAACUACAAGACGGAAUGCAUCUUUACCCAAGUGGAGAAGAAGCGGAAUCCCCCCAAAGGAGCGAAAUAUAUCGAAGGCCUCGAAAACCGCCUAGGGCGCAUGGAGUCGCUGUUGCGUUUGUCGGGUCUGUUGUCAGAGGAUGAUGGCGGCAAGACAGAUCUUGGGACAUUAGAGAAACGGCUCGCCGAUCGUUCAAAUGCCUUGAAUGCAGCGAAAACCCCGAAUAGAUCCGUGGCUCAAGUAGCCCAACAAGCCCCCAGCUCUCAUCAAACCACGCCUCGUAUGGACUCCAUCUCCAGCCCUCAAACGGCCGCUACAUCACCGGAAUCACAAAAGUCGGAGACUGAGGUUGAGGCACUGUCGGAUAUGAUGUGCUCUCUAGUGACAAAUAACUGCGGCGAGACCCGGUAUAUUGGAUCAUCAUCGGGAUUCUCCAUAUUCUCUCCAAAGGGUAUCCAAUGGGUCAAUGAGAAAACCGGCGAUACUUCCUUCCAGGAUAUGAUCUCGUCAGCCUACGUGGAUGACAAUAAAUGGAUGUACUGGAAGCCCGAGAUCUUCAGCGAUAUCUUCGCAAGGCGCGUGUUCAAGCCUCUUCCGCCGAAGGAGGAAGCUCUUUCUCUCUUCAAGGACUUCUUCGAGAACUUCAAUUGCGUGUUUCCACUUUUCCACGAAGCGACGUUUAUGCACUUGGUGGAGCGGCAAUACUCGCGUGAUCCAUAUGAGGGCUCGGGCUGGUGGGCAAGUAUCAAUGUUGCCUUGGCCAUUUCCCACAGACUUCGGGUCAUGAGCAACUUGGUGCCACACGAAGAAGACAAAAAAGCAUGGCUUUAUCUGAAGAAUGCCAUGGGUGUUCUAACCGAACUCACCAUGCGUAAUACUGAUCUCUUGAGCGUGCAAGCGCUAUUGGGCAUGUCUCUUUUCCUUCAAGGAACCCCUAACCCACAACCUGCUUUCUUCCUAGUCGCUGCCGCCAUUCGACUCUCCCACAGUAUUGGGUUACAUAAACGUGGUUCUGGCUUUGGUCUUAACCCUGCAGAAGUUGAGCAACGGAAGAGAGUCUUCUGGAUCGCCUAUCUUCUUGACAAAGACAUCUGUCUACGUUCUGGUCGACCACCAGUACAAGAUGAUGAUGAUAUGAACGUCGAGUUACCAAGCGAGGACCCGCCAGAUAACGUUGGAAAUGUGCCCCUAUCCGACGGUAAAAGCCAGUUCAACCUCUUCCGCUCGUUGUGUGAGUUCGCUACCAUCGAAAGCCGGGUAUAUAAGCGACUCUACUCCGCCAAAGCAUCGAAACAAUCUGAUGGUGAACUGCUCAAUACCAUUGGCGAGCUCGAUAAGGAGUUGGAAGACUGGAAAGACAGCAUUCCUAUUGACUUCCGGCCCGAACAUGAAAUUCAAGCUACCCACACCCCCUCAUCAUCCACGUUGUUUCGAUUGUCCAACUAUGCCAUUCAGGGAUUGAAUGCGCGGCCGUUGAACCCAAGGGUUUUCUUGUCGGCAGUCCUGUGCGUCACCGCCGCCAGAGCAUCGAUUAAUUUGAUCAAGUAUAUCCCGCAAGGUGACUUUGCUUGUGUUUGGCUGAUCCUAUACUACCCGGUGUCUGCCCUUGUCACUCUGUUCGCCAAUAUCCUUCAGAACCCGAACGAUGCUCGUGCUCGGUCCGAUGUCAAAUUAAUGAACGUGGUGGUCAACUUCCUGUCUACCUUAGUUUCGGAUGAAUCCAAUGGCAGCAUCAAGCGCAUGCUAGGCCUCUGUGGCGAGUUCGAGAGAAUCGCCAAAGUGGUCUUGGACAAAGCCGAAAAAGAGUCCCAUUCGCGAAAGAAACGCAAGAAUGCCGACGACUCUACAGCCGCGGCCGAUGAACAAUCGACAGCCUCGCCCUCCGCAAAACGUACACAAGUACCGCCCACCUCCGCAUCCUUCUCCUCCUCCAUCUUCACAGACCCUACGACCACAGCCCCUCCGCCCGACACGGAAACACCAUAUCCGGCAACUGCAAUGCCUCCAACCAGCGGCAUUUCUGCUGAUCUUCCAAGCAAUAUUCAUGCUAUGUCUGGCAUCGGGCAGGAGUUCUCAGACAUGCUGAGUCCUGAUCAAAUGGCUAAUGUUGGUUUCCCCGACCAACCUCCAUUCAGCACUGCUAGUCCCGGCAUGGUGCCAUUCCAGCAGCCAUUUGUUCCACAGGAUCUUUGGCAGAUGCCAAUGACGAUUGAAUGGGAUUGGGCGGACAUGUCCACGAACUUCCCUCCUUUUGAAGGAGCUGGUCCUGGUGGCCUGCAGUGA